Messenger RNA from Salvia miltiorrhiza (redroot sage), 3310 nucleotides. RefSeq lists its product as uncharacterized. Gene Ontology annotation, molecular function: hexosyltransferase activity. Gene Ontology annotation, cellular component: extrinsic component of endoplasmic reticulum membrane; UDP-N-acetylglucosamine transferase complex. The transcript has 3 exons. Lineage: Eukaryota; Viridiplantae; Streptophyta; Magnoliopsida; Lamiales; Lamiaceae. The record is from RefSeq and is a predicted model, not a curated record. Gene Ontology annotation, biological process: dolichol-linked oligosaccharide biosynthetic process. The coding region runs from base 2511 to 3080 and encodes 189 amino acids.
CUAUUGUUUUUGUGUGUUUCCUUUUCUUUUGUAUCCUACAUCUCCCCAUUCUUCUUCUCUCUCUUUCAGUCUUUCUAACUCACCGGUUCUCUCUCUCUAAAAAAAAUCAGGAUAUCUCUCUGCCUCCUCCCUCCGGCCCUUGCUAAGAUCUGGCGUCUCUUUGCCUUCGACCACCCUCAUCUCUCUAUUCAAUUUCUCUCUCUCACUACCCCCCACACCUUGCUCUCUCUCACUUCUCUCGGUCGUCCGGCGAGAAAUCGCCGUCACCGCCGCUGCCCGCCUUCUCCGGUUGCGCGUAGCCACGCCCCGAUUCGGAGCCUCCGACCCAGCGCUGCAAGCAGCUAGCCUUCUCGGUCGCCCGCCCCGCCUCCUUCGGCCUCGGCGCCUCCGUUCGCUGACUCUCAAGUAGCAGCAGUUUCCAACGCCCAAUUUCCGGUAUUGCAGUGUUUUAACUUUUUUGGAAACCUCUCGUCUUUCCAUCAUUAGUUGCUCCAAGAAAGCGAAGAAAACAGGGGACACAGGAUGAGUGAGAUGGAUGACAUUUCCAAGUCAGGAAGGGUAGUCUUCGUGACUGUUGGAACGACUAGUUUUGAUGCCUUGGUUAGAGCUGUAGACAGUCAGGAGGUCAAGGAAGCUCUGUUUAGAAAGGGCUAUACCGACCUUGUCAUUCAAAUGGGCCGAGGGUCUUACAUCCCAUCUAAGGUAAUGUGACGCUUGUUCCUCUGAUUAACUUGGUGAAUGGAAACAUGAUCAUUUGAAUUGAGUUUAUUGCAUCAAAUUCGGUUUUGAGAGCAACCAAGCAAUGUGUAGUUGGUGGAGUGAAAAGAGAAGCAUAAUUGAAAAUGAGCUCUGGAAUAGUGUCCAUAUUUUACCUGGGUUGUCCUUGCAUUACUGUGAAAUUAUUACCUUAUGCUUGGUUUGUGGUUGGGAGGAGCGUUCUCAUCCUCCUUUCGGGCUGCAAAUCACCUUUGAGCCAGUUUGUCUAUUAUGCGUUCCUCUCACCUCUCCUGUUCCUAUGCAUGUGAGCUUAUCUUUAAAUUUUUCUGGAAAUUUUUGUUCAUGGCCUCAUGGAAUUUAUGCUUUUGUUAUCCGGUUCCUUUGUGCUUCCCUAAGUCAACGUAGAAACUUUAACUGAGUGUCUAAAACCAAAGUUGGGUUUAACCUAGCUUAUCCUGUAGAACAAUCUCUUAAAUUAUUUUUUGUUGCAAGAUUCAAUAAUGUUGGAAUAAUGCUUCUGCUACCACAUCUAGAAAAAGGAUAUGUUCACUUAGUUAAGACAGAUUCCUCUGGUGUCUAUCUUGUCCAAUUAUUCUAAACCUGGCAUGCUGUCAUUUCUAAUCUUAAUGCAAUGACAACAAAUUUCAGUCUACUGGAGAAGAUGGGUCCCUAUCUGUAGAUUAUUUCACAUUUUCGUCAAGCAUAGCUGAGUAUUUGAAGUUGGCAUCUCUUGUAAUCAGUCAUGCAGGUAAUCUUUGUUUCUUUAUAUAAAAUUCCCAAAUGUUAUAACUUGUUUUUCUCUCAAUUUGUAUCCUUUUCCUCUGAGGACUGGCAUAGAGGUGAAAAAGAAUAACGAGAAGCUAUGCCCCCCUCUUUUUUCUCUGCAUUUCUCUUACUCUGUUCAGAAUUUCUCCAUAUGUGUUUUGCAAAGGGACAAAUUGUGGGCUAUUGAUGAGUUAAUCCAUCCAUGUAGUGUAUCAUCAAAUCUGUAUUCUGAGAUGUAGUUUGUGUAAUAUCCCACCUAUAUGUUUUAAUUUGCACUGCUCCAUGUUGCUGAGAUUUACUUUGUUUACCAGGUUCUGGGAGCAUAUUUGAGUCGCUACGACUGAGAAAACCCCUGAUCGUAGUCGUGAACGAGGAUCUAAUGGACAAUCAUCAAAGUGAGCUUGCUGAAGAACUGGCUGAAAGAAACCAUUUGUUCUGCGCUAGACCUCAGACUCUUUAUGAGACCAUUUCUGCUAUGGAUCCAAAUUCUCUUGUACCUUAUCAACCCGGUGAUGCUACACCGGUUGCUAAAUUUAUUAAUAGGUUUUUAGGCUUCGAAGAUGAAUGACUAUGAAAUGUGACAAAAUAGUUUUGGCAUCGGCAUCAACGCAGAUGGCUAUCUUUGAUCAUAGAAGAGAGAACAUUGACAUCUAUAUAACAUCGUCAUGUUGUGCACCUUCUUCAUGAUACAUUAUUUCAGACAAUUGGAAAACGGAAUUAACAUUCUUGCUCAUACACAAUGAAAAGCAGAGAAGAUAAAAGUGUAAGAAUAUCCAUAGAUGUGUGCAAAAUGAACUGUCCCACAUAUCAACAUCAACUGCUUUGACUUGGUUUUUUCUCUUUUACCAAAAUUCCUGAAAAUGGCUUUCAAGAUAAUUCCAACAAAAUAUCUGAAGGUGAGAUCUUUUUUGCAGAGGUAUGCGUUACAUUAAUCAUAUCCUCAUAAUAUAGAUAAUGCUGCAUGAGAUGAAUAUAUAUGUAUAUACAAAUAUACUUGUACCUUGGUUACCAUACUGGUUCCAAUAAACAUGGAAAACAAGGAUGUUUCAGAAGAACUAGCCGAUUGGCAGCAAGUCGAUGGAGAAGGAAAUUCCUCCGUCGUUAAAGACGACUUCUUCGCCAAGUCAUCAGUUUUUCCACCUGGAAAUCAUGAAGAUUUGCCGAUAACUAAUCAAGGCGAUGAGCAUGAGCAGCUGCAGCUGCAGCUACAGGGACCAGUCCAUACGCCACCCCCGGCAGCUAGUGGUGGUGAUGGGGUAAGGAAGUGGAUGAGACUGCAUGUGGGAGCUCUGCAAACUGGGAUUCUUUGGAUUUUUGGUAGGUUGAGGUACUGUGUUACUUGUAGAGUUGGGGUGUGGUCUUUUGCAUGGAUAGCAGGUGGAGUUGCUGCUGCCGCUGCCGCGUUGCUGCUCUCCUUGUGGCAGGGGAGACUUCUGAUGUGGUGGCAGAGGCGGUUGCGGAUAGACAGCAGCAAGAAGAGACUCAUGGCUGUCAUAGAUGAAAAGGACAAGAAAAUCAACCAACUACUACUCCAGAUUGCCCAAACGAACGAAAUGUUACUAGCACGACGGAGGGUUCCUGUUAUUCGACUGAAAUGACACGACGAGCAAAGGAAAGAUUGUUCAUAACAGCGCAUUGUCUCUGUCUUCUAGGAUAUGAUACAAAGGUGUGGCUGUCAAAAUAGUAAAUUUUGUGUUGUGUAAGGUGAUCUUAUACCCUAGUGCUGUAUCCAGUUUGAUACUUGACUAUAUUUGUAUUGAGAAAACAAUGUGUUGCUCAGUAUGCUCCAAAACAACAAUAACAGAAGCCCUAUAUAUAUAUGUUCAAA